Vanessa atalanta (red admiral) is the source of this 1265-nucleotide messenger RNA. RefSeq names its product N-alpha-acetyltransferase 11 (gene vnc). The transcript has 4 exons. The coding region runs from base 337 to 879 and encodes 180 amino acids. Gene Ontology annotation, cellular component: NatA complex. Gene Ontology annotation, molecular function: protein N-terminal-serine acetyltransferase activity; protein-N-terminal-glutamate acetyltransferase activity. The record is from RefSeq and is a predicted model, not a curated record. NCBI's taxonomy places the organism in Eukaryota, Metazoa, Arthropoda, Insecta, Lepidoptera, Nymphalidae. Gene Ontology annotation, biological process: N-terminal peptidyl-glutamic acid acetylation.
UGUCAAACUAAAAAAAUCAAUUAAAGUAAAGGUUUAGGUUAUUCUUACUGAUUUUAAAUAUAAGUAUAGAGAAUUACCCAUAAAAUACUAAUUUAAAGUCAUCUUAAGUUAAAGAAGGAAGAUAUGAACAUUUAAAUAUCAGCUUUUAUUAUUAUUUUAAAUAAUCGCUGGUACGUAGUUUGGAAGUGUUGUUUGUCUAAAUUUCGCUUUGUUCGUGAACUGCUUGGGGGUAUGUCAGAUACUCCCCCAGCUUCAGAGACACGUCAACCGAAAGUGAGGAAAACAAGACGAGAAUAAAAAAAACGCAUAUCUUUGGAUAUAUAAACAUCUGUCACAAUGAAUAUUCGGUGUGCUCGUCCUAGUGACCUGAUGAACAUGCAGCACUGUAAUCUACUGUGCUUACCAGAGAACUACCAGAUGAAAUAUUAUUUCUAUCAUGGUUUGUCAUGGCCACAGCUCAGUUAUGUAGCUGAAGAUGAAAAGGGUCACAUUGUCGGUUAUGUUCUUGCAAAAAUGGAGGAGGAUGGUGAAGACAAUCGCCAUGGUCAUAUAACUUCUCUUGCUGUUAAAAGAUCGCAUCGACGACUUGGUCUUGCACAAAAACUUAUGAAUCAGGCAUCACUUGCCAUGGUGGAAUGUUUUCAGGCCAAAUAUGUAUCACUACAUGUAAGAAAGAGCAAUAGAGCUGCAUUGAAUCUUUACACCAACUCUCUUGGUUUUAAAAUUUUAGAAAUCGAACCAAAAUACUAUGCAGAUGGUGAGGAUGCAUACUCUAUGAUGAGAGAUCUAAGUGCAUUUACAGCUGACAGUAAGUCAGACUGUCAAUCAACUGAAAAUUUAGAAAUCAAGUCAGAAUCAGCCAUUGUGUCACAGUGUUAAAAAAAUCUGUUUAAGGCAAUAAUAAAUGUUUUAAAUAUAACAUGUUUUAUUCAUGGAAUUAAUAUAUUAUAAAUACAAAUUAAACUCUUGAAAUACUUAAGAUUUUUGCGUUGUAGCCACUGUUAUCUCUGUAAAUAAAAUGUUAGCAGUCUUUAACAAGGCAAUUCAACGAUCACACAGUAUCAGCCUGUAAAAUUCCCACUGCUAAGGCAUCAUCCCUUUGGAGGUUUAAAGCAUGUACCACGCUGCAUUGAUGCAGGUUGAUGGAAAUCAACAGUCAAAUCUUUCUAAAAACUCUAUAGCAAAUAAACUGUACUGUAUUUCUUUGCAAAUAAGAUUUAGAAAAUAAAUUAUUUGGGUUUUAAUAAAGCUUAUAUCUGUCUGAA